Drosophila ananassae is the source of this 1201-nucleotide messenger RNA. RefSeq names its product leucine-rich repeat-containing protein 57. Gene Ontology annotation, molecular function: protein binding. NCBI's taxonomy places the organism in Eukaryota, Metazoa, Arthropoda, Insecta, Diptera, Drosophilidae. The coding region runs from base 190 to 906 and encodes 238 amino acids. The record is from RefSeq and is a predicted model, not a curated record. The transcript is spliced from 2 exons.
CCCACAGAUGGCGCUCUGGCCUAUAAACUAUCGAUAGUCACACUUCUAUUUAUCGGCUGCUUCUUCUUCAUCCUUGAAACAUUAAUUAAUUUCACACCAAGGAAAAGGUCACAAAGGCAGACAAAAAGCAACAGCAGGAAGCCAAAAACCAAACCGUAACACCCACAAGGAACGAGGAGUGCCACAAAAAUGGGCAACAAGCAGAUUAAGCAGCACCUGGAAACGGCCCAGAAGACGGGCAUACUGAAGAUAUCGCUGCAACGCCUCCAGGAGUUCCCGCCCCAACUGAAGGCCUACCCCAAUGUACUGAAGACCCUGGAUCUGUCCGAGAAUCGGUUCGAACGUGUCCCCGACGAGCUGGGCAAGCUGACGCUGCUGAAGCACCUGAAUCUGAGCGGCAACAAGCUGGCUGAGCUGAACGAAGUGGUCGGCGAACUGGUCAAGCUGGAGGUGCUCCUGCUGAUGGACAAUCUGCUGACACGACUGCCCAAGACGCUGGCCAACUGCACCCACCUGAAGACCGUCAAUCUGAGUCACAACCAGCUGAAGGAGUUCCCGUCCAUGUUGUGCGGCCUGAAGCAAUUGGAUGUCCUGGAUCUGUCGCGCAACCGAAUCACCGAGGUGCCCUCGGAGGUGGGCGGGCUGUAUGUCACCGAGCUGAACCUCAAUCAGAACCAGAUCUCCACGUUGGCCGAGGAUGUGGCCGACUGUCCGAAGCUGAAGACCCUGCGGCUGGAGGAGAACUGUCUACAGGCGAGCGCCUUCACGCCACGCAUCCUCAAGGAUUCUAAAAUCUGUAAUCUAGCCGUGGACGGCAACCUCUUUCAGUCCAAGCAGUUCACCGAUCUCGAUGGCUACGACGUCUACAUGGAACGCUAUACGGCGGUGAAAAAGAAGAUGUUCUAGAUUCUUGCACCUUUCCCCUAAUCCUCUAGAGAGAUUCCCUCUUUAUAUUUGAAUAUAUAUUAUAUAUGUGUGUGUGUGUAUGUUUCCUAAUCCUGAACAGAUCCCUAUCCCUAUCCCUGCCAUUAAUUUAUGAUCAUAAAUAGCUUAAUUUUAUGCCUCCAGAGAGAUGCGUUCGAGAAGAAAAGACUCGAAAUGGACGUGGAAUCGAGGAUAUAUAUCUUUGUAGCAGUGAUAUUAGGGAACUCCGAUUACAGAUUUUCCGAUUUUCUAUCAAAUCUAAGAUUUAUCACAAAAA